AUGGCCCAGGGCGCCGUCAAACCCCGCAAGUCUUCCGCUCCUAAAAAGCCCACCGGCCCUCAACAUGGCAACCGCGUAAUCAAGCCGAAAAAGCAAAAUCUCGUAUCGCAACAGAAGUUGAAGAAGAAAGCCACGAGUCAACUGACAGUGAAAACGGAGAAGCUGCUCGCGGAGAAAGCGGGGCAUUUGGAGUUGCUGAAGGGCGGGAAGAAGGAGGGCCGAAUUGGAGGACAGAAAAUCAACAAGGAAGGGAGUGGGAAGAAAUGA
Molecule: messenger RNA, 267 nt
Organism: Didymosphaeria variabile
Lineage: Eukaryota; Fungi; Ascomycota; Dothideomycetes; Pleosporales; Didymosphaeriaceae
Exons: 2
Coding region: 1-267 (88 amino acids)
Source: RefSeq, a predicted model, not a curated record